AUUGCUACAAAAACCCUGAAAUUUGCUCCUCCCUCUCUCACUGUGUCCGGUGGCUGAGUCAGCUCGGUGUCCGAUUGCAGCUAUGCUCUCCAAAACCCGAACAAUCUCUUCCUAUCUGCACACCCGCAAACCCACUCUCACACCCAGCACCCACCCAGCAACCCACCUCCAAUCGCGAUCAAUCUCGAGCCUCAAAGUCGUAUGGCGCAAGGACCGGAAGCUCGACCAGGCAAUCGAAAACGACAAGCCCUACAAGCUCUGCGCCCGCGUCGUCAAGGAGGUCCUCAACGAACCGGGUCGGGUAAUCCCCCUCCGGUACCUCGAAAAACGGCGCGAGAGGCUGCGGCUCAACAUCAAAGUCAAGACCUUUCUUAGCAGAAACCCAGGUUUGUUCGAUGUUUACUAUGAUAGGAUUAAACCCAAAUCGGAACCGGUUCAGUUUCUUCGAUUUAGCGAUAGGUUAAGGAUGUUUCUCGAGGAGGAGGAGAGGAUUUUUAAGGAAAAUGAGCCGUUGAUUGUGUCGAAAUUGUGUAAAUUGCUGAUGAUGUGUAAGGAUAGGGUUGUUAGUGUUGAUAAAUUGGUUCAUGUGAAGAGGGAAUUCGGGUUUCCGAACGAUUUCUUGGUUAGCUUGGUGCCCAGGUAUCCGCAGUAUUUUCGGAUACUUGGGUGCCCCGGAGAGGAGAAUUGUUAUCUGGAAUUGGUUUCGUGGAACCCCGAGUUUGCGAAAUCAGUGAUUGAGAGGAGGGCAGAAGAGGAAUCGAAUUUGACAGGGAUUCGGGUUCGGCCUAAUUUUAACUAUAGGCUGCCUUCAGGAUUUUUCUUGAAGAAGGAAAUGAGGGAGUGGGUCAGGGAUUGGGUGGAAAUGGAUUACAUUUCUCCGUAUGAGGAUGUAUCAAAAUUGGAUCAAGCUUCGCGGGAAAUGGAGAAGAGGACGGUUGGAGUUUUUCAUGAGUUGUUGUCAUUGUCUUUAUUUAAGAGGAUUCCUGUGCCGAUAUUGGGGAAAUUUAGUGACGAGUAUAGAUUUUCGAAUGCAUUCUCGAAUGUGUUCACAAGGCAUGCGGGGAUAUUCUAUCUGUCAUUGAAGGGAGGGAUUAAGACGGCGGUGCUGAGGGAAGCGUACAAGGAUGAUCAGUUGAUUGACCGGGAUCCAUUGCUAGAGAUAAAGGACAAGUUUACAGAGCUAUUGGAGGAGGGAUGGAGGGAGAGACGAGAGCAGUUGCGGUUGCAAAGGGAAGAGGUUGAGAAGGACAAGGAAGUGAUGACAGGGCAAUGACACGUCAGAUUGUCUUGGCAAUGGUAGAAAGUUUGGUAGGAGCAAGGUCGGUUGUGGAAACACCAUUUGGGAGAGUUUGCACGUCACCUAACACAAACAGAGUCUUCACACCAAAUGAAUGGGAAUCAGUAAACCAUUCAGAACCUGAAGCUCAUUCCCUUGCUUCCCUACUCUUCCUGCCGAAGAUGGAGUCGCAGCUUCUAUUCCCACCUGUCCGCCCUUUCUGUGCAUCACAGUUUGCCCUUGCUAACUAUGCUUGCUCGAUACUCCCCUUUGCUCCGAUGCCCCCUCCAACACCCCCCUCCCCUCCUCCCCCUUCUCCCAAUGAUGAUGGACAGGAAGAGCAACAUGACCAUGGCCAUGGCCAUGGACACGGACAUAAUCACAGGCAUAGACAUGUCCAUCAUAGGCACAGGCAUCAUGUGCAUGAAUCCAUACCUGCAGAAGAUAAUUGUUGUAGGUGGUUAACCCAGCUGGAUAAUCAAUGUGUGUGUGAGCUGCUGGUUCACCUGCCUAACUUCCUCGUUAGGCCUGCUCAUGUGUACUCCGUGGUUAUCGGAGAAACUUGCACCGUUACCUACACGUGCGGAACCCCCAUCAGGAUAAAGAUAUGAAGAAUAAAGCGUAUUUACUUAUCAGCGUACGAAAAAAAUUAUUUACACUCCUUGUUUAUAUUUGGUGUUACAUGAGGUUUGGUGUUGUUUAUUUAACUGCUUAUUAUGUUUUCA
Molecule: messenger RNA, 2001 nt
Organism: Pyrus x bretschneideri (Chinese white pear)
Lineage: Eukaryota; Viridiplantae; Streptophyta; Magnoliopsida; Rosales; Rosaceae
Product: protein WHAT'S THIS FACTOR 1 homolog, chloroplastic
Exons: 4
Coding region: 83-1273 (396 amino acids)
Molecular function (GO): RNA binding
Source: RefSeq, a predicted model, not a curated record